Molecule: messenger RNA, 579 nt
Organism: Kuraishia capsulata CBS 1993
Lineage: Eukaryota; Fungi; Ascomycota; Pichiomycetes; Pichiales; Pichiaceae
Exons: 2
Coding region: 1-579 (192 amino acids)
Biological process (GO): translational elongation
Cellular component (GO): eukaryotic translation elongation factor 1 complex; cytosol
Molecular function (GO): guanyl-nucleotide exchange factor activity; translation elongation factor activity
Source: RefSeq, a predicted model, not a curated record
AUGAGUAUCAACCCAAAGGUUACUUCUGCCACCCAGGCUGACGUUGCCGUUUACAAGUCUUUCCAGAAGCAAUUCCCAGACUUCUCCAGAUGGUUCAACCACAUCGCCUCUUUCACAGCCGAGUUCGAGACCUUGCCAGCCGGUGAGGCCCCAGCUGGUGCCAAGGAGGUUGCUGCUGAGGAGGACGACGACGAUGAAGUCGACCUCUUCGGUUCCGAUGACGAUGAAGUUGAUGCCGAGGCCGAGAAGGUGAAGCAACAGAGACUCGCCGAGUACGCCGCCAAGAAGGCUGCCAAGGGUCCUAAGCCAGCUGCCAAGUCGCUCGUCACUUUGGAUGUCAAGCCAUGGGAUGACGAGACCGACCUCGAGGAGUUGUUGGCUAACGUUAAGGCCAUCGAGAAGGACGGUCUCAUCUGGGGUGCCCACACCUUCAUCCCAGUUGGUUUCGGUAUCAAGAAGUUGCAGAUCAACAUUGUUGUUGAGGAUGACAAGGUCUCUCUUGAAGAGUUGCAGCAGGAAAUCGAGGAGGACGAGGACCACGUCCAAUCCACCGACAUCGCCGCCAUGUCGAAGUUGUAA